This is a messenger RNA of Babjeviella inositovora NRRL Y-12698, 1840 nucleotides long. It is a transcript of the gene GYP1, whose product is annotated as Gyp1p. The coding region runs from base 154 to 1626 and encodes 490 amino acids. The transcript has a single exon. Gene Ontology annotation, molecular function: GTPase activator activity. Gene Ontology annotation, biological process: activation of GTPase activity. Lineage: Eukaryota; Fungi; Ascomycota; Pichiomycetes; Serinales. Gene Ontology annotation, cellular component: Golgi apparatus. The record is from RefSeq and is a predicted model, not a curated record.
CCUAUCUCCUUGGGAUCGCUCACAUCGGCGCCGUGCAGUCUUACCCUGCAGGAUACUCGUUCCGACAUACGAUAAACGUUGCGGUUAAAAGGUUCUACCCCAUUCCCUCACUAGUUCUUCCUCACUUCCCUCCACAACCAACAUAUACCGGUGAUGCCGCAGAAAAAGUAUAUGGAGGUUCCGUCAGACGAGCCGCGCGGCCGCAACAUCUCGUCGUACUUCCGCACGCUAUCCAUCAAGUCCAAGUCCAGUGACGAAGUGGGCCUCAACCACGUGGUCCCCGCGCCAGGUACUCCCGUGAGCCGCCUGCAGACACUCAAGAAUUCGCCCGAGAGCCACAGACAUGUAGGCGCAGAUUCGGAUGAUGACUGGAACGCAAACGUGGACUCGUUUGACUCACCACCGCCCAAGCACAUUGAGCAUAUUCCCCGCCGAUCAGGCUCGGUCCAUUCGCUCGGACCGGGGCUCGUCAUGAGCCAGGCAAACACGAGCGGGCCGUUACGGCGGACACCGCAACUCGAGGCAUCGCCGCAGCUUGAGGCACUCUAUCCUAGCCUCACGCCCGCGCGCGAGUCGCCCGGCAUGCGCGCGUCGCCCGGCCGCGACCCCGCGCCCGACGACCUGGCCACGUCCGCGCAAAUCGAGGAACUCAACGCGCUCAACGCAAAGUUCCUCCGCUUCAAGAAGGUGAUCACUGCCGACAACGUCAACCUCGCGGAGCUCAAGCGACUCUCAUGGAACGGAAUCCCACGCGAGCUUCGCGCGGUGUCGUGGCAGCUCCUUCUCGGAUACCUCCCGACGAACGCGUCGCGGCGCAGCGACGCACUCGCGCGCAAGCGCGCAGAGUACACAGACGGUGUCGCACAGGUGCUCGGUGCGGACCAUACGCGUGACACAGCGAUGUGGCAUCAAAUCGCAAUCGACGUGCCACGCACAACGCAGCAUAUUAAACUCUACACCUACGCGGCGACACAAGCCGCGCUCCAACGCAUCUUGUACCUCUGGGCUGUGCGCCACCCCGCGUCGGGCUACGUACAGGGCAUCAAUGACCUCUGCACACCAUUUUUCCAAACGUUUCUCGCGUCGCACGCGCCCGACGUGGAGCUGUGCGAUCCCGCGCUAUUGCCGCGCGCCACGAUGGACGCGGUCGAGGCAGACACAUUCUGGUGUCUCACCAAGUUGUUGGACACUAUCCAAGAUAACUACAUCCACGAGCAGCCUGGGAUUCUUCGCCAGGUGCGCGAGUUGGAAGGGUUGGUGGCGCGCAUUGACGCGGAGUUGGUAGUGCACUUACGAGCGCAAGGCGUGGAAUUCAUGCAGUUUGCGUUUCGCUGGAUGAACUGCUUGCUCAUGCGUGAGUUGAACUUGGAGAUGGUGGUGCGCAUGUGGGACACAUACCUCAGUGAGACGCCGCUUGGCUUUGCGACGUUCCAUGUGUACGUGUGCGCCGCAUUUUUGGUAAAGUUUGCGGACGAGUUGAAGGACAUGGAGUUCCAGGAGGUGAUUAUGUUUUUGCAAAAUCCACCGACGCGGGACUGGGGGGUGAAGAAUAUGGAGUUGAUGAUGAGCGAGGCAUUUAUCUGGCAGAGUUUAUACAAGAAUGCUGCGGCGCAUUUGCGCGCGUAGAGACAUGCGAAGCGCAGCGACCUCAGUCUGUACAUGCACUCUGCUUGCGUUUUGCCCAAUUUGGAGGAAACGCCUGAACCGAGACUAUGGCCGUUAAAUAGAAAAAGUAGCCAGCGAUAAUGAUAUAUCUGUAUAUUGGGCAAUGCGGUUUAAAAUGGUAAGGUUUGCAGUCGUAAGUUUUGUGAAAGGUCAGUCUUCGAUUAGAUGGUUGUAA